AUGAUAUAUUUAACUGGCUCUUUUACAAAGUAUGUAGUUGUUGUUGAUAUCAACAAUGAUAAUCAACUGGAUAUUGUCGUCGGCUAUUCUGAUAACAUCGGUGUUCUUCUCGGAUAUGGCAAUGGUACGUUCGCACAGCAAAUAGCGUUUUCACCUGGCACGGGCUCUCUAGCUAUUGGUGAUUUUAACAAUGAUACUCACCUGGAUAUUGUUGCUCUCAGUGGUUUUAAUGAUAGCGUUAGUAUACUACUUCAGUAUAACAGAGGAGCUUUGAUCAAAUAUAUAAGUUACGCAUCUGGCGGUGCUUCCAGCCUACGAUAUGUUUCUAUUAGUGAUCUAAACAAUGACACUCGACUCGAUAUUAUUGUAGCUAAUUAUGGUACCAACGAUAUUGGUAUUCUUGUUGGAAGUGGAAAUGAUACUUUUCUAAGCCAAAAAAUGCUCAUCAGUGGUUCAAAUUCUCAUCCAUCAGCUAUUGCUAUUGCUGAUUAUAAUGGUGACACGCUAUUGGAUAUUGCUGUGCUAAAUUAUGGUACUAAAGAUAUCGAUAUGCUGAUUGGAAAUGCAAAAGGCACAUUUACAACUCAAACAAAUAAUGGAUUCCAUUUUGUUGCAUCUCCAUUUCUUAUCGUUUCUGGUGAUUUUAGUAAUGAUGGAAAAUCAGAAAUUGCUGUCGCAUGUGAUGGCAAUGAUAAUGUGGAUGUCUUUACUACAUAUAAUACUGGAUCUUUUGUAGAUCCCAUAAUCUAUGCAACUGGUACUUCUCCAUACUCUGUAGCUGUUGGUGAUUUUAACAAUGAUAAUCGACUAGAUAUUGUGGUGCUUAAUAGAGGUGACAACAACGUGAGUGUUUUUUCUCGGGCCGUAGCUGUCGGUGAUUUCAACAAUGAUAAUCGACUGGAUAUUGUUGUUGCCAAUGGUGAUGACAACAAUGUCAGUGUUCUUUUGGCGUAUGGUAAUGGUUCAUUUGCAGACCAAAUGACAUAUUCAACUGGCCGUGGAUCACAGACUUUAGCUGUUGGUGAUUUCAACAAUGAUAAUCGACUGGAUAUUGUUGUCACCAAUUCUAUCGGCAAUAAUACUAGUGUUCUUCUUGGAUUUAACAAUGGUUCAUUUGCAGAUCAAAUGAUGUAUUCAACUGGCUCAGAUCCACUAGGUGUAGCUGUUGGCGAUUUCAACAAUGAUAAUCUAUUGGAUAUUGUUGUCGCCAAUGAUUAUAGCGUCGGUGUCCUUCUUGGGUAUGGUAAUGGUACGUUUGCA
Adineta steineri is the source of this 1260-nucleotide messenger RNA. The record is from the annotation of a GenBank genome assembly. Lineage: Eukaryota; Metazoa; Rotifera; Eurotatoria; Adinetida; Adinetidae.